Dentiscutata heterogama is the source of this 396-nucleotide messenger RNA. The record is from the annotation of a GenBank genome assembly. NCBI's taxonomy places the organism in Eukaryota, Fungi, Glomeromycota, Glomeromycetes, Diversisporales, Gigasporaceae.
UUUGGUAGUAGGCGAACUAUAAUUGGAGAUAGUUGGUUUGGGUCUCCAAAGCUUUACAUUACAUUAAUGCAAAAUGGAUUAUAUAGUAUCUUUCAUGUUAAAAAAAGACGUGAAUGGCCAAUUAAUUACCCCUGUGAUAUGGUUCAAAAGCUUGGAAGUGUAUAUGGAUCUUAUUUUUUGAAAGUUGCAAAUAUUGAUAAUAUUAAUUUAAUUGCAGCUUCUUUAAAAGAUCGAAAACCACAGUGUGUUAUUGCAACUGCAUCAACUACAACAAAGGCUGAUGAAGUUAAACGUGUAAUUAAGGAGCAUACUGGUUCUUCUAUAAUUAAAUUUACAAGACCAAAAAUUUUUUAUGAUUAUUCUUGUUCAAAAGGUGCUGUUGAUAUUAAUAACCAG